This is a messenger RNA of Gigantopelta aegis, 1113 nucleotides long. RefSeq lists its product as uncharacterized. The transcript has a single exon. Bases 1 to 1113 code for a protein of 370 amino acids. Lineage: Eukaryota; Metazoa; Mollusca; Gastropoda; Neomphalida; Peltospiridae. The record is from RefSeq and is a predicted model, not a curated record. Gene Ontology annotation, molecular function: actin binding; nucleic acid binding. Gene Ontology annotation, biological process: DNA integration.
AUGUCUCCAUGGGAACAGUACCUGGAAUCUGUUUACUACGAUGCGAAACAUCCUGGUAGUUAUGCAGGUCCUGUUAAACUGUACCAAGCCGUUAAAGCAGAGGAUAAAUUUAAAAUUCCUCUAACGCAGAUUAAGAAAUGGUUGAAAGGUCAAGAGACCUAUACCAUGACACAUCAAGUGAGGCAAAAGAUUCUGCAUAAUACAUAUACGGUGGAAGGCUUAGACAGCCACUGGCAAUCCGACCUGGUGGACAUGGUCAGUUUGGCUAAAUAUAAUGAUGGGGUGAAAUAUCUCAUGGUGAUAAUUGACCUGUUCUCCAGAUACUUGUGGGUUCUGCCGCUCAAAUCGAAAACGGGCAAACACGUGACAGACGUUUUGACAGAUCUAUGGAAGUCAGAGUUCAGAAAACCCAAACUGUUUCAGUCUGAUUCGGGGUCGGAGUACAAGAACCAUAUAGUCAAAGCAUUAUUAAAGUCACACGGUAUAACGCAGUUGUUUUCGCUCAAUGAAACCAAAGCCAGUUACGCAGAACGGGUCAUUAAAACCAUUAAAAUGCGCCUGUAUCGCUAUAUGUUAAAAAACUUUACUUACAAGUACAUGGAUGUGUUAGAGAAAGUUGUCCAUAGUUAUAAUCAUACCAUACAUAGGAUGAUAGGUCAAACACCAAUCAGUGUAAACAAAACGAAUGAAGAAGAGGUCUGUCUGUCGCAGUAUCUGAUCAAAUCUAAAAAGAAAAUCCAGAAAAAGAAGAAAACGUUUACUUUUGACAUAGGUGAAAAAGUACGAGUCAGUCAUCUUUGUGGUACCUUCGAUCGGGAAUACCAAGAGAAAUGGUCUGGGGAAAUAUUUACCGUCGAUAAAAGAUACUGGUCUCAAGGUAAAGACAUGUACAAAUUAAAGGAUUGGAGUGGUGAUGCCAUCGAAGGGACAUUCUAUGCUGCCGAACUUCAAGAGGUGACAGAGCAUCCAGAACAGUUAUACCGCAUCCAAGACAUCGUGAAAAAGAGAACUCGUAACAAGAAAAGAGAAGUGAUGGUGAAAUGGCUUCACUGGCGUAAGGAGUACAAUACGUGGAUUCCAGAAGCAGACGUUGUUCGAUAUCAGAUGGUAUAA